Solanum stenotomum is the source of this 4066-nucleotide messenger RNA. RefSeq names its product late blight resistance protein R1-A. The record is from RefSeq and is a predicted model, not a curated record. Gene Ontology annotation, biological process: defense response to other organism. Gene Ontology annotation, molecular function: metal ion binding; ADP binding. Lineage: Eukaryota; Viridiplantae; Streptophyta; Magnoliopsida; Solanales; Solanaceae. The transcript is spliced from 4 exons. Bases 1 to 3966 code for a protein of 1321 amino acids.
AUGAAUUUCAACAAUGAAUUGUCUGAUCUGAAAAAUCGCUUCCUAUUUAGGACGCUGCGAGUCCAGAAAUACUCGGAUGUUGCAAGGGAUCGAAUAGAUUUCUUUAUAUGGGAGUUAAAAUUCCUUAAUUGUUUUCUCCAUUUGCAGAGCUUCACUUUUGCAAGGGAAUGUGGUAUGCUAGAUAUCUCACAGAAAAUGCUAGAAAUUUGCAAGAGGUUGUGUGCAUCACGUCCACAUAAUGCAUUUGCAUACUGGAAGGAGGUAAUUUGCAAGAGGCUGUGCGCUAUUAGCAUCCGGCCAGAUGAUGGAUUUGCAUACUGGAAGAAAGUAAUUUGGAAGACUAAGCAAGAAUUCAGAGCUAAAUACUCCUUUCCGAAAACACUACUUGCAGCCAACAAGGUAGAUGAUGAUGAUGAUGAUACUAAUCCCAAAUUUGUGAUGGAAUUCAUCGAUUCUGUUGUGGGGAAUCUCAAUGUUCUAGUCAAGAUCAAUGAUCCAUCUUCAUUGCUUUUUGUUCCAGGACCCAAGGAACAAAUAGAACAAGUGUUAAAGGAAUUGAAGUUAUUGAGAUUUUUUGUUUGCUUUGUUUCUAACAAAUGUAUAGAGCCUCAAUACCAACAUACUACAUUUUAUACUCACGCUUUAAUUGAGGCUAGCCACAUCGCAAUGGUUGUGUGGUUGAAUUUGCCAAUCUAUGGAAACAGAAAUCAAGACUUGGCUUCAAAUGAAGUCAGUUGUUUGCUUUCUGAUUUCAUGGACAUGAAGAUUAAGUCCAUUCAGCCAGGCAUCAGCCGCAACAAUAUUUAUAUUGAUGUCUUGAGGGCGUUGAAGUCAACCAUACCACAUGCUCAAGAUAAGCAUGCCGCUGAGAGUGGCAUUGUGGAGAUUUCAACGCACAAUCUGAUGGUUGGUUUGAGUGAUCAAAUGGCAAACCUUCAGGAGAUGCUCUGCCUUCUAAGAGACAAUCUCAUUCAUCUGCCAAUACUAGAUCUGGAAUUUCAUCUUCAAGAUAUGGAUUCUGUUAUUCUUGAUGCCGGACUUCUUAUUUACUCAUUAUAUGAUAUCAAGGGGGAGAUGGAAGACACAUCAUUGGAGGUUAUCAACCGGGCACUUGGUUUUGAUCUUCCGAGAAACAUUGAGCCUAUUAAGGCGAUGGUCUACCUUGUCAUGCAAAAGGCAUUUCAUUGUAACUUGCCAAGGGUUCAUGGACUAGGCUAUGUCGAUUUUCUGUUGAAAAACCUGAAGGAUUUCCAAGGCCGUUAUUCAGAUUCACUCGCUUUCCUCAAGAAUCAACUUCAAGUUAUUCAAACAGAAUUUGAGAGCUUGCAACCUUUCUUGAAGGUUGUCGUAGAAGAGCCACACAAUAAGCUCAAGACACUGAAUGAAGAUUGUGCUACACAGAUAAUUAGGAAAGCAUAUGAGGUGGAAUAUGUAGUUGAUGCUUGUAUAAACAAAGAGGUUCCUCAGUGGUGCAUCAAGCGUUGGCUCCUGGAUAUCAUAGAGGAGAUUACUUGUAUCAAAGCAAAGAUUCAGGUAAAGAAUACAAUUGAGGAUACAAUGAAGAGUGUCAUUGCUCGUACAUCAUCACAAUUGGCAAGGACUCCAAGGAUGAAUGAAGAGAUUGUUGGGUUUGAGGAUGUCAUAGAAAAUUUAAGAAAAAAACUACUGAAUGGAACCAAAGGGCAAGAUGUCAUUUCAAUUCACGGCAUGCUAGGUUUAGGUAAGACGACUUUAGCCAACAGACUCUAUUCUGACAGGCCAGUUGUUUCUCAAUUUGAUAUUUGUGCACAAUGUUGUGUGUCUCAAGUAUAUUCUUAUAAGGACUUGUUAUUGGCCUUGCUACGUGAUGCUAUCGGUGAUGAUUCUGCGCAUAGAGAACUUUGUGCCAGUGAAUUAGCUGAUAUGCUUCGCAAAACUUUAUUGCCCCGAAGGUACCUUAUCCUUGUUGAUGACGUGUGGGAAAAUAGUGUUUGGGAUAAUUUAAGAGGUUGUUUUCCAGAUGCCAAUAACAGAAGCAGAAUCAUUCUAACAACAAGGCAUCAUGAAGUUGCCAAAUAUGCUAGUGUUCAUAGUGAUCCCCUUCAUCUUCGUAUGUUUGACGAAAAUGAAAGUUGGAAGCUGCUUGAAAAGAAAGUGUUUGGUGAAGAAAGCUGCUCCCCUCUCCUAAGAGAUGUUGGGCAGAGAAUAGCAAAAAUGUGUGGACAACUCCCUCUUUCAAUAGUUUUGGUGGCUGGUAUUCUGUCAGAGAUGGAAAAGGAAGUCGAAUGUUGGGAACAAGUGGCCAACAAUUUGGGCACCCGCAUUCACAAUGACUCAAGAGCCAUUGUAGACCAAAGUUAUCAUGCUUUACCCUGUCAUCUUAAGUCUUGCUUCCUUUAUUUUGCAGCAUUUUUGGAGGAGGAAGUAAUUUAUAUUUCAAGGUUAAUAAGGUUAUGGAUAUCAGUAGCAUUUAUAAAAAGUUGUGAAGGCAGGAGGUUGGAGGAUAUAGCAGAAGGUUACUUGGAGAAUCUUAUUGGAAGAAAUCUAGUAAUGGUUACUCAGAGGGCCGAUUCAGAUGGUAAGGUCAAAACAUGUCGCCUUCAUGAUGUAUUACUUGAUUUCUGCAAGAAAAGAGCAGCUGAGGAGAAUUUUCUACUAUGGAUAAAUAGGGAUCAGAUUACCAAACCUUCUUCCUGUGUUUACUCUCACAAGCAGCAUGCUCACUUGGCCUUCACUGAAAUGCAUAAUCUUGUAGAAUGGAGUGCGUCUUGCUCAUUUGUUGGCUCGGUAGUACUUUCCAAGAAAGAUGAGCCAUACUUUUCCAUUGACUUAUACUCAUUUUAUGAUUUUUCCAUUUCACGCAUUUUACCAAAUUUCAAGUUUCUAAAAGUGUUAGAUUUGCAACACCAAGUUUUUAUUGAUUUUAUUCCAACUGAGCUUGUUUACUUGAAGUAUUUUUCUGCACACAUUGAACAGAAUUCAAUUCCUUCAAGCAUAUCCAAUCUUUGGAACCUUGAAACUCUUAAAUUAAAACGUUCAAGACAUGUGAGACGUUGCACGCUACUACUACCUAGUACAGUUUGGGAUAUGGUUAAAUUGAGACAUCUGUAUAUUCCUGACUUCAGCACAGAAAAUGAAGAACCAUUACUCGAGAAAUCUGCAAAACUUUAUGAUUUGGAAACCCUUUCCACUCCAUAUUUCUCUCGUGUUGAGGAUGCAGAAUUGAUGCUGAGAAAAACACCUAAUCUUCGAAAACUGAUAUGUGAAGUUGAAUGUUUAGAAUACCCCCCUCAGUACCAUGUGUUGAAUUUUCCAAUACGGCUUGAAAUACUAAAGCUUUAUCGAUCAAAAGCCUUUAAAACCAUCCCCUUUUGCAUCUCUGCACCAAAUCUCAAAUACCUGAAACUCUCUGGUUUUUACCUGGAUUCUCAGUACUUAUCAGAAACUGCUGAUCAUCUGAAGAACCUUGAGGUACUCAAACUGUCCUACGUUGAAUUUGGUGAUCAUAGGGAAUGGAAAGUGAGCAAUGGCAAGUUCCCUCAACUCAAAAUCUUGAAACUAGAAUAUUUGUCCUUGAUGAAAUGGAUCGUUGCCGACGAUGCCUUUCCUAACCUUGAACAAUUGGUUUUGCGUGGAUGUCAAGAUCUUUUGGAGAUCCCUUCUUGUUUCAUGGACAUCCUUUCUCUGCAGUACAUCAAGGUAGAAAACUGCAAUGAGUCGGUUGUCAAGUCAGCCAUGAAUAUACAAGAAACACAAGUUGAAAAUAAUCAAAAUACUAAUUUCAAGCUCGUUCUCAUCGAGAAAAAGACGUUGAAAUUAAAUUUAUCUCAUGAUGAAGAUAUACCCAAGGCAUUUAAAAGAUUAUUUCUUUGUCCAGGGAUAGAAUCAGUUUCAACUGAUAGGAAAGAGAAGAAACUUACUGUGACUGGAGAUGUGGAUGCUGAUGAAGUUCAAUUAGUUGUGGAGAAACUGAGAAAUGUGCUAUAGUCAUUUUGCUUACUGUAAUACCAUUUCAUGACACACACACAAACAUUAACUGUAGUAAAGUUUUGAUGGAUCAGUAAAUCUGAGUUCAACCCAUUGUAAU